Messenger RNA from Cucurbitaria berberidis CBS 394.84, 1695 nucleotides. RefSeq lists its product as uncharacterized. The transcript has 4 exons. The record is from RefSeq and is a predicted model, not a curated record. NCBI's taxonomy places the organism in Eukaryota, Fungi, Ascomycota, Dothideomycetes, Pleosporales, Cucurbitariaceae. The coding region runs from base 1 to 1695 and encodes 564 amino acids. Gene Ontology annotation, cellular component: mitochondrion.
AUGGUUAAUAUCUUUGGUCGCAUUCGCCGUGUUCCUGCCGUAGCGAAGACCACGACACCGAUGCCAGUAGCGUCCACAAUUUCGAGGCCAAAAUCUUCGAGUCAAACAAGUAAGAACCAGGAGAGAUGGCUCAGCUCCAGUAGUACGGAAGAUACAAGCCCGUACCGUUAUUCCUCUGGGAGAUGGCUGCACAAGGAACGCGACCGAUUCGCAACGCGAAACCUGCAGUUUGAUUUUCAGGAACUCCUCAAGGUUGCCAUCAGUACUAGACCCAGUGCAAGUUCCGUAACGCGUUUCGAAAAGCUAGAAGGAGGCUUUAAUCGAGCGUUCAUUUUACAUCUUGAUGACGACACAAAGCUCGUGGCACGAGUUCCCUUUCAGCAUGCAGGCGCUCCAAGGUUGAGAACAAGUUCAGAAGUCGCAACCAUUUCCCAUGUUCAGAGGAAAACGAACAUUCCAGUUCCAUCUAUUUUGGCGUGGAGUGAUGACCCGACCAAUGCGGUGGGCUCGGAAUACAUUAUCAUGGAAUACGUGUCUGGUGUGCAGCUGCAUAGCCAUUGGCCAAAAUUAAACGGCAGACAGCAUCUUGACAUCAUCCGUAAGCUCGUAAAAUACAUGCAAGAACUAUCGAAAUUGUCGUUUCCUGCAUUCGGAAGCCUCUACUUCAACAAUGCGUCACUAGCAGGUCACGAAAAGGUCGACAUUUGUGAUGGCUUUGUCAUUGGUCCAAAUUGUCACCCAGAGUACUGGUCGCUUGCUCCCGACAGCUUGAGAAACUAUCAACGGAGACAACCAAACCACGGCCCUUGGAGUGAUUUUGCCAUGUACACACAAGGGCUUCUAGACAAUGGUUAUUCACGCCUACCGGAAUCAAUGCCAAAUUCACUGCCAGAGUACCAUGGAUCCAUCCCAGAUCAUAUCCAAUUAUUAGAAGCCUGUGAAAAAGUCGUCGACAAAUUUACCAACGUUCCGCGAAUUCGAAAUAUCUCAGAACCUCUUCUUCUUCAUCCAGAUCUUCACAAACGAAACGUCUUCAUCUCCGAAUCAACUCUUGAAAUUACUGGGCUCAUCGAUUGGCAAUUCACGGCUAUCAAUCCGACAUUCACCUAUGCCCAGGAUGCACCCGACUUUUUGUUUCUCUACGAUCACAUCGACAAUCUUGUCACCAAAGAACUGGGUAAAAAUGCCGAUGUCACAGCAAGGGAAGAACGGACGAAGAAGAUAUUAGAACGAGUCGACCUGUACCAGAAAAUGUACACAACAUGUCUUCGCGGCUGGAUACCAAAAUUGUGGCAAGCCCGGCAAACAAAUGAGACGCUGCUCCGGAUUUUCCAAUACUGCGGCACCUCGUGGCGGGACAGCGCGCCAGCACUCCGGCAAGAACUCAUCGAGCUCUCGCGCGAGUGGGAAACACUUGGACUACCAGGCCACUGUCCAUAUCAGCCCAGCGCUGACGAUCUGGACCGCCAUGCUGCCCAAUAUGCCGACUUUGAGCAUGUCAUGGAUGCGAAACAUGUACUGAUGGAGACUAUUCGAUGCGAUGCGGAUGGAUGGGUCAAUAACGAUGCUUAUGAUUUGGCGAAAGAGUUGUGUCAUGACGUGUAUUUGAAGUACCUCGAGACGGUGAAAGAGGAUGACAGUUUGAGCAUGUCUGAGGAGAAGGCGGUGGGGUUAUGGCCAUUUGAUGCUAGGUAG